This is a messenger RNA of Contarinia nasturtii (swede midge), 1627 nucleotides long. RefSeq names its product major royal jelly protein 1 (gene yellow-g2). NCBI's taxonomy places the organism in Eukaryota, Metazoa, Arthropoda, Insecta, Diptera, Cecidomyiidae. The transcript has 3 exons. Bases 323 to 1474 code for a protein of 383 amino acids. The record is from RefSeq and is a predicted model, not a curated record. Gene Ontology annotation, cellular component: extracellular region.
AUAUUGCCGCGACGAAAAUUGCACACAUUUUUGUUAACGGGACAUUAGCACUAGCGUUGUGCCAUUAAAAAGACGGCCAUUUUUCCAAUUCGUUCAAAUCAUUGUGAGAUUUUUUGCUCUUGUUGCUAAAAUUUUAAUUAAACAACUUGCGCUACGAAUCCAUUUGAAAAUUGUAAGUUCGUGCGUGAACAUUUAUUUUAGAAAUAUAGUGAGGUGGUUUUUGAAUGCGCGAGAUAGUUUGUGUGGGUUUAUGAGAAAAUCAACGCAAAAACUUUGAAAAUAGCGAAUAUACAACAACUGGAAUAUCAGAACAAUAAUAAAGAUGAUGCGUUUAGCAUUUGUUGUGACAAUUUUAAUUGUACGUUGCUCGUGCAUUGUGCCAACGCAAUAUGGUGCAGUGCCAAUCAAGUAUCCGGAAGAACGAUCGACCGAACCGUGCGUUGAAUGGACCGGUGGCACAUUUGAAUGGCCAUGUUCGCAAACAAAAUCGUUGUACAAAAGCUCUGGCAAAUAUAUAAGUAAAAAUAUAAUUGCAACAAGAGCUCAAAUCAUUGGCGAUAAUGUAUAUGUAGCAUUGCCACGAUACAAAUCGGGUGUACCAGCCACAUUAGCGCGUACUGGAUUUAAAAAAGGUUCAUGUGCCGCCACACUAUCACCAUUUCCAUGUUGGAGUAUGCAAGAAGAAGGAAAUUGUCAAUCGUUGCAAUCGGUCGUCGAUAUUGUUGCUGAUCGUAAUAAUAUUUUAUGGGCAUUGGAUGUUGGUGUGGUUAAUACAUUGGAAACGCCAGUUCGUCGUUGUCCGCCAAAAGUACUUGCAAUCAGCACAAAAACGGGCAAAGUAUUGAAAACAAUUUCAUUAGAAAAAUUAGUUGCGCCCACAUCACGUCUACAGUACUUGGCCAUUGAUUAUAAAUCAGAAAAUCGUUGCUUUAUUUAUAUAAGCGAUGCUGCACAACGAUCAAUUCUUGUCUACGAUGUACAAGCAUCGCGUGGUUUUCGUAUCGUUCUACCGAAAGCAGUGACCAACGGUUGCCCGAAACGUGACGUUCUCUAUUUAGCACUCAUCAACCGUCUCAAUGGCACUUCAUCGCUUUAUUUCACUUAUUUAAGCUCAAAACAACUAUUUGUCAUCAAUACGGAGUACCUGCGAAGUGGCAACAUCCAAGGACGUAUCACUGAUGUGGGCAACAAACCAAACAAACAAGUUAUUAUUGGAACGGAUAAUGGUGCAGCUAUGUUCUUCCGCUACGAAGGACAAUCAGAAGUAUAUCGAUGGGAUACGAAUCAACAAUUUAAUGAAUCCAAUUUCAAAGUUGUUUAUCGCUGUCAAACAUGCCAACUGGCAACACACGCUCUUGCCGAUUAUAAUUACAGUCGAAUGCGUGUCCUCGAAAGUAACUUUCCCGAUUUCCUGCAAAAUACCGUCGGAUGUGGAGCCAUUCAACAGUUGAGCGUUAUGCAAGGAUGUUGGUAAAUCUCUGUGUCGAUUUACUUCCAUUCUAUCCUGAUCUGAUCUUUAUCCAAAAAAUUCGGAAACGUUUUUAUCGCUGUAAAUUUUUAGUUGUGAUAGAUUUUAAAAUGUUAUUUAUUUUAAAUACACGUAUUUAUAACAUCUUUUGACUUGAAA